Messenger RNA from Carcharodon carcharias (great white shark), 1575 nucleotides. It is a transcript of the gene best4, whose product is annotated as bestrophin 4. Lineage: Eukaryota; Metazoa; Chordata; Chondrichthyes; Lamniformes; Lamnidae. Gene Ontology annotation, molecular function: chloride channel activity. The record is from RefSeq and is a predicted model, not a curated record.
AUGACAAUCUCUUACACACUAAAAGUUGCAGAUGCCUGAUUUGCUGGAUUCUCCAAACUACUCUUUUGUUGGAAAGGAAGUAUUUACAAGCUGUUGUACAAGGAGUUCAUUGUGCUCAUCAGCCUAUAUUUAAUAUACCCAUGUCAUCAGCAUUGUGCCAGUGUGCCAGGAAAAUGUGUGAAUGAGUUGAGCCCACAAGAACAGGAAUUGAAUCAACAUCGGGCAAAAUGCAGCCUGUUAUUUCACAAUGACUAAAUCAGCAUCCCCCUAGUGUACACUCAGGUGGUUACUAUUGCAGUCUAUUCCUUCUUUGCCUUCUGUCUGAUUAGACGCCAGUUUCUUGAGCCAAGGACAGGCUACAGAGAAGAUAACAUAGACUUUUAUGUCUCCAUCUUCACUCUACUGAAAUUCUUCUUUUAUGCGGGUUGUCUUAAGGUAGCAGAACAGAUCAUUAAUGCAUUUGGGGAGGAUGAUGAUGAUUUUGAAACAAACAAGUUGAUUGACCGCAAUCAUCAGGUUUCUUUUCUCUCUGUGGAUAUGUAGCAGAAUCUUCCACCAACGGAGAAAGACAAAUAUUGGAAUGAAUCCACGGCUCAGCUUCUUUACAUCAUUGCUACAGCCGAGACCCACAAACCAUCAUUUUUAGGAUCUACCUUUGAUGUGCGUGUGACUGAUAGCCCAGUUCUCAACAGACAAGUUGAUCAAGAGUCAUAAAUGGAACUCAAGAUGCAGAUCCCCUUACUCAGUCGAUUCCUUGAUACUGCUGCCUCAUCGACUAUUAGUCUCAAAAACUUAGGCAGGAGCAAUCAAGGGUCAAGAUUGUUAUGCAAACAUGUGGACAGUAUCUUCCAACCUAAUGAACUUGAUUUGGUGACACCCAUCAAUGAAGAGGACUCAGAAAACGAGGAUCAACACAAGAACAGCAAACCUUCUAGUUCUGGUGUCAGUCUCAGGGUUCCUCAGAUUUAAAGCAUCAAAAUUUCAAAAAAGGUACAAGCUUUACUAAUUACAGUAGAAAACCCAAUGAAAAAUCUUAUUAGAAUGGUCUCUGUCCAGACAACACCUUCAAAUAAAACUUCCUAUAUUUUGACUCCAGCGACAGGCUAUGACUUAUAUUAACUACACCAUCUUAAAUCAACUCUCGCUUCGAAGAAUUUAAUUUGGCUCAUCAGAAAGUUUGCUUUUAACAGAUCUAUGCUGGCUAUCCCCAAUUCACCUAUGCUUCGCCAAGAAGGAAUUAUCUCAUGCAUUAAAUAUAUGGAUAUAAGUUACAAGCAGAAGAGAUUUAAUUAUUAUUCUUGAAACAUGAAAACUGGCUCAAAAUGCAAAUAUCUUGAGAAAUUAAAGCUUGCCCUUAAUGAAAUGAAGUUCAGAAAUGUAAAUGAAUUUAUUUUAUAUAAGAAUGUGAUGGUCGUAGGAAGUCCUCACUUAAUGUUAAUUUGUUCCUGGAAAAGUUAUGCAAAAUAGACAUGUUGUUAUAGAUGGGGGUUGUGUUCCGGUGGAGGGGAGGCAGCUUUAGAAUAAAUGUUUCCAUGCAAACAUGUACAUGAACACUAUAAAGAAAUAUAGAAAACA